Iphiclides podalirius (scarce swallowtail) is the source of this 633-nucleotide messenger RNA. NCBI's taxonomy places the organism in Eukaryota, Metazoa, Arthropoda, Insecta, Lepidoptera, Papilionidae. The record is from the annotation of a GenBank genome assembly.
AUGGAGGCUAUAGCAAAACACGAUUUCACUGCAACUGCUGAUGAUGAAUUGAGUUUUAAGAAAAACCAAGUACUCAAAAUACUUAAUAUGGAGGACGAUAUGAAUUGGUACAGGGCUGAAUUAGACGGCAAAGAAGGACUUAUCCCUAGUAACUAUAUACAAAUGAAAAGUCAUAGUUGGUACUAUGGUAGGAUCACAAGAGCAGAUGCAGAAAAACUCUUAGCAAAUAAACCUGAGGGAGGAUUUCUUAUUAGGAUCAGUGAAUCAAGCCCUGGUGAUUUUUCCUUAUCUGUAAAGUGUCCAGACGGCGUCCAACACUUCAAGGUGCUCCGCGACGCGUCCAGCAAGUUCUUCCUAUGGGUGGUCAAGUUCAACUCUCUGAACGAGCUGGUGGACUACCAUCGCACGGCAUCAGUCAGCCGCCUGCAGGAUGUCAAACUGCGAGACGUCGUGCCGGAGGAGAUGCUUGUCCAGGCGUUGUACGAUUUCACGCCGCAGGAGGCCGGCGAGCUGGAGUUCAGGCGCGGUGACGUCAUCACCGUGACCGACCGCUCCGAUCAGCACUGGUGGCAGGGCGAGAUUGCUCACCGCCGCGGCCUGUUCCCGGCCUCCUACGUGACGGCGUACCACUCA